CACUCUCUCUAGUAAUGAUACUGGAGCUAAAGCUAAUCUUGAUCCUAAACUAACUGAGAGAAAGGGUCGCCAGCGGAGUUGAUACAAACAAGUUAUACGGAAAGCAAGAGGAGAAUGCUCUUCAUUCUGAUGAUCAAGGUAUGUAAUACAGAUCAGCUUUUGUGGAAACGCUUCUUGUAUGGCUGCAAAUUAAAUUUAUGUUACUCCAUGACUUUCUUGUACUGUCGGUAAUACACACACUCUUUGCAGGAGACAGAGAUAUGGAUCAGCCAAGUUAUGACGAGGAGAACAUACCAUCAAAGAAGAUCGUUGAUCCUGAUACUAAUGCCGAUGCUUUUCAAGACAGUAUAUUGAACGAGACAUUUGAUAAUGCAACGGAUACGAGGCCUAAUGGCCUACACGAAACAAGGAUAAAAGCAGUGAGCUGACAGAAGAGCAAAGAACACGUAUGGAAGCUAAUAGAUUGAAGGCGAUGAACAGAGGUCAAAACAUUUCCGAGGAACAGAGACUACGAAAAUCUUUUGGUGGUUUUAGUAGUUUUUAUUUGGCGGGAAAAUUAGAUGGGACAAACCGGCCAGGUAUUAAAUUAAUAACAAAACCAAAUUAGUAGUGUGUAAUUCUCUUUCUGAAUAAUUCAAAACACUACCCUGAAUCUCUGCAUCAAAUCUACUUUUUAUGAUCAUAAAAACUUGAAGACAUACUACAUCAAUUAUCCAUAUAUAUGAAAAAUGACAUCUUUACAAACCUAACGUGUUAAAAAAGCAAUCGUACAGUACUUCUGUGGUACCUAAGGGUUAAACUAAGCAGUGGCAACUGGCAAUAGGUUCAAUGUGUAUGCAAAAGAAUGCAUCAUCUCGUCUUUAUGAUAAGUGAUGUGAUGGUUGCACUUAGCUUCCUUUAGAUGUCAUCACAAGAGACUGCAUUCACACAUCAGUUUCUAUCUUAUCCUUCAGGAUCGAGAGCAUGUCUAUAACUUUGAGCCAGCAUGAUUCAAAUCUUGGUUCUCCACUUCAUGAGCUAGCAAUAGAAGAUGACAAAUCUAGUACAUCAUUUGGUGAAGAAGCAUCUUUGGACAUUAUAAAGGAAAGAGUAAGCAAUAGUAGAAGAUUUUUUUUAUUAGGUAAAGUCACAAAAAAGUCUAAAUUCCUUUUGAAAUUUCUUUUUGGAUAGCUCAACUGAUAAUGUAAUAUACAUUUUGAAGUUUUUACUGAAAAGUUUAAAAUCAUCUCUUUAUAUAUGAUGAAGAUGUGUUCGAUUUAAUAAGUAAACAAACAACAUGUAUAAAUCGGAUAAUCUAUGUUUUAAACAAAUGUCAAGAUCUUUCAUCAUCAGAUUCUUCUUAACAACCGAGUUCAUGGCAAUCUUAAGAAUCAUCAAUCUAACCAUGAUCAUAAUAAAUAUUAGGUUAUCUACAAGAAAAAAAAGGAAAGAAUUAGAUCCUCAAUUUAGAUAUACUAAAUUAAAAAUGUGGAAGCAAUCUAACAUAACAUAAAUACUUAGUAUCCUAUUUGUGAUUAUUUUUAUGUUGGGUCAAAUUUUUAUCUUCUUGUCAAUUACAAUUCUCACGAGUCAAUACUUUCGGUCUAUAAAAUAAAAUUCAAAAUUAGACCACUGAACUAUAUACUUCAUAUAAAUUUAUCGUGAUUCACCACUAAUAAUGUUCAUCCCACAUUUAAUUUACUUUUUGUUAAAAUAAAAUGGUUAAGAAUUGACUCAAAUUGAGAUUCAGAAGAAUAGUCAGCUGUGAUGAGGAUCUAACUAAAAGCCAAAGAACGACACGUGUCAACAUCUUAGAGAUACCAGUAGGGUCCACCCUAAAGCCCCUUGAAGGUGGUUUUAACAACCAAUAGGAAGAAGGGAUCGUAACAAAAUCAGAGUCCGCUUUUCAAAGCUGUUUCCUUUAUUUUUAUUAAUUAAUCGAAACAGAACAGAAACCCCACUUGAUCCCCCUUCCUGUCCUGUCCUAUAAAAACCAAACCCUUUCUUCUUCCUCAAAUCAAUUCUUUCCUUAAGCUUUCUGGGUUUUGCUAAAUUCGAAGGAAGGAGUUUGAAUUCUCUCGAUGUGUUUGAUAAUGGAAGCGGCGGAUGAUCACGUCGUCGACGGUGGUGUUUUAGCUGCGCCGUCUAAUUUCUCGAUGGUCGAAGACGGGAUUUACCGGUCUGGGUUUCCUAAACCGGAGAAUUUCGGUUUCCUCACAACUCUUAGUCUUCGUUCCAUCAUUUAUCUUUGCCCUGAACCGUACCCGGAGGAGAAUCUCAAGUUUCUUGAGGCCAACAACAUUAAGCUUUUCCAAUUUGGUAUCGAAGGCAAAACGGAUCCUCCAACUCCUAUGCCAAAAGAUACAGUUUUAGAUGCUCUCAGAGUCUUAGUUGAUGUAAGAAACCAUCCGAUUCUCAUACAUUGCAAAGCCGGAAAGCAUAGGACAGGCUGUUUGGUAGGAUGCUUGAGAAAAGUCCAGAGCUGGUGUCUAUCAUCGGUGCUCGAGGAGUACCAGAAGAACGCUGGCGUGAAGUGGAGGCAAAGGGAUUUGAAUUUCAUUGAGGCGUUUGAUACGGCGAGUUUGAGGCAGUGUCUUUUGAGCAUUAUGUAUCGUUAUCACGGCUAUGGCUUCAAGAGGAAAAGAUUAGUCCAUGAAGAAGAAAACGUCCAGACGCUGAAACCGCAGGCUGCUAAAGUUUGAGAAACGAGAGCUAACCGGUGGGAGAUGGUUCAUGUUUUUUUUUUAAUUUGAGGUUCCAUUUAUCGGUCGCUGGAUAUGAUUCUUAUAGGAGGAUUAAGUUCGAGAUUCAUAAACGGAAGUUUCAUUUGGGUUGGUUUAGUGAUAGUAAAGUGUAUAGAAAGGCUACUCUUUGUUAGACGCUGGUGCAUGAGAGAGGUCAAUUAACUCAAUGACCACUAAAGCUUCUUAUGCUUUAUCUUCUU
Brassica rapa (field mustard) is the source of this 2923-nucleotide messenger RNA. Its product is annotated as tyrosine-protein phosphatase DSP3. Gene Ontology annotation, molecular function: phosphatase activity. Lineage: Eukaryota; Viridiplantae; Streptophyta; Magnoliopsida; Brassicales; Brassicaceae. The record is from RefSeq and is a predicted model, not a curated record. Gene Ontology annotation, biological process: protein dephosphorylation. Gene Ontology annotation, cellular component: cytoplasm.